GUCUAUGCGAUCACUAUACAUCACACCAUUGUAUGCAUUGGUCGAUACAGCAAGGAUAAUUGUACACUGAUAAGAUAGUAUUAAAAAUACGGGGCACAUUCAGCACAACUACAGACCAUGUCAUCGUCUGAAUUAGUCAACCCUCUGAUAGUGCGUGCACUCACUGUGCAAGAGUUCACAGCAGCACGCAGCGCCGAGAUACACUCCCUCGUCAACGCCAGCAAGGCUCAAGAGCCUCGCAAUACGAAGCAUAUACGCCGUCGAGCGGUCAGUCACAACCCACGCCAACGGCAGGUGUCCAAACAGCAACUACAGAAGCAGUGUCAUGCAAACAUACACACGGGCAUGAGCGUGUCCAGGGGGGUGGACGGUAUGGGAACCUCACCUCCAUUGCAAGAAUAUAGGGGAGAUGUUAUAGACACACAUAAUAACGUAUACGUCACAGCGGAAACUGGCAACCAGCCUCCUCAGCCGUGUCGACGCGCGCGGCGCAGACCUUGCCGCUUGCUGAGCACUCCCGGCACAGACCAGGCCACGAAUGAGAGAGUGAGACGGUUAGAGACACACCUGUGGCAUGCUAAACGCAUGCACAUGAGUACCAAAUGGGGGUGUUACAUCGCAGACACAAAUGCACACAGGGGCGAGAGAGCGGCGCAGAAGGAUGUGCUGGCGCAUUGUGCUGUGCACGAUGCGUCGUACCUGCGGUGUUUGGAGGUGGGUGGCUGUGUGUGUGAGCUGGGUCGGUUGUUCGUGUCCACGCCCAAGGCAUCGGACCGGGGUGCGGGGGAGGAUGGCAGGGGUAGACUAUACACGACCACGAGUGUAACAGCCGCAGCGUACAGCAAUACGUUAGCCGAGGGCCAUACUACAUUGUAUGAUGAGACGGGACGCCGAUGGGAUGUUAGCUUCGCCUGGAAGGCUACGGUGAGUGGUGUGCUGCCGGGGGCAGGGGGUGUGACUCCAGCAUGCUCACACAGGCGCAAUGGCGUGUGGUUAUGGAUACACCCACGAGACUAUGACGAACUGUAUAGUGUGAUCAAGGAGGCUGUCAACUCUAACCCACUCCUCGCUGCGGCAUUGGUGGUGACGGAUUGGUCGGCUGAGGUAGGUAGAAUAUCCUUAUAUGGACCGAAUGCCGCGCAGAUCCUGGCGUCUGUACUUCACGCGGAUAGUCUCACUGGCUCGCACACGACUGAAGAUACUAGAAGCACUCAAGCGCUGAUGAAGACUCUACAGAGCAAGACAGACCAGUCCAUCACCCCGUUAAACGUGGUUGAUCCCCGUUUCUAUCGUCACGCCGCCGAAGCCCCAGACACCAGCUGUGCGAAUACGUUAGAACGGGAAACGAAGUUCGGUACCGAUACAGUAUCGGCCCUGGUAGAAUCUUCGGGAGUGUCCCUGUUUGAUGAUGCGUGUCGCCGGAAGGCAAGCGAGUGUAAAGUGUCCGAUAAAAGUUUUAACGCCGCACGCUCGCGGUUUGCUAUUGACCGCUACAGGACGUUACGAGAGCAUAUCGCGAUUGCGAAGAAAGGUGGACUACAGACCGACAUCUACGCUGAGACGCUGCCUGUGUUGGUCGUAAAGCGUGGGGGUGUGCUGAGAUCACCCGCCUGUCGCACGAGAGGAGCCAAACGCAACAAGGGAUAUGGGGCAGGGUUUGAUCUGAUAUAUCCCAGUGGCUAUGGCAUGCCGUUUUGGAUGGCUCUGAUCUACUCAGGCGCACACGCCUUUGGACAGGACCUUCUGAGGCGUUUGUGCUUGGAACGGGAUCUGUGUGUGUUGACACCAUUCAAUCUGACACAUGACACCAUCCUCACACACUGCGAGAGGGCAAUGACCACCUCAGAACACCUGAAAGCUGGUGACUGUAGUAUGACCGACCGGAGUGACGGUGCCACACCCAGGUGGCGUAUCGUAGCAACGGUAUCCAAGUUACAACUGGCCAAUGCCUGCGUGCAACAGGGGUGUCUGCCUGCGCUUAAGCUUGCCUCUGGUCUGAAGACCGUCGAGGGAUGUGUGGAGAGUGGAGAUGUGGUGGUUGUUGCUGUGGAUAUGAUGCACAAGGGCAGCCCGAAGGCUGACUACCUGGUCUACGCACCCUCAGCCGCCGACUACGCAGCCUACACACAGAACCGUAAGAGCUGCACGUUUGCUGCCAACAAAGCUCUCUCCACAGCACCUCGUCAGGUCAUGGGUGUAGUGGCCAUGGGAGGUUACAGCUAUCUGCGUGCGUGUGGGUCUGGCAUUGCAUACAUAAGCCUGGAGAGGCUUGAGACAUGGGGAGUGGAAGGUGGUGCGUAUACGUUUCCCGCGUUCGUCCUGGUGGGCGAGGGUGGGGGACGUUCACCGUUACGCCCGGCUUAUGUAUCUGUGAUCAUGACAGCGCAUGGGAGUACGUUGACGUAGACGACGUUAACGUUUAGAAGUACACUGACGUUGAGAAAUGAACAGACGUUUAGAAGUAAACAGACGUUUUGAUGUAAACAGACGUUAAGACGUAAACAGGCACUUAGACGCAAACGGACGUUAGAAGUGAAUAGCCG
Sphaeroforma arctica JP610 is the source of this 2543-nucleotide messenger RNA. RefSeq lists its product as hypothetical. Gene Ontology annotation, cellular component: ribonuclease MRP complex; nucleolar ribonuclease P complex. The transcript is spliced from 6 exons. Gene Ontology annotation, biological process: tRNA 5'-leader removal. Bases 118 to 2406 code for a protein of 762 amino acids. NCBI's taxonomy places the organism in Eukaryota, Ichthyosporea, Ichthyophonida. The record is from RefSeq and is a predicted model, not a curated record.